Schistosoma curassoni is the source of this 7034-nucleotide messenger RNA. Lineage: Eukaryota; Metazoa; Platyhelminthes; Trematoda; Strigeidida; Schistosomatidae. The record is from the annotation of a GenBank genome assembly.
GACCUUAGGGCGUUCAACCUCCUAGGUCGCCGUAUAGUUAGCCACUUAUGCCUCCCAUAGUUGGUGGUGCGCCUCCUCUGAGGGAAGUACGAGCGCUACAGUUCGGUAUACUCAGCCCAGAUGAGAUUAAAGAAUUAUCCGUCACUGCAGAUGGUGGAAUCAAGUAUGCAGAGACCAUGGAAGGAGGGAAACCAAAACUUGGUGGGUUGAUGGAUCCUCGUCAGGGUUGUGUAGAUCGUAGCUCUAUCUGUCAAACAUGUAGUGGCAGUGUAUCAUCUUGCCCAGGACAUUUUGGUCACGUGGAACUUGCGAAACCCGUCUUCCACAUUGGCUUCCUUAAAAAAACUAUGAAGGUCCUACGCUGUGUCUGUUUCUACUGUUCAAAGAUUCUAGUUGAUGUGCAAUCGUCAAGGAUCCAAGAGAUACUACGCAAAACAAAAGGCGAUAAUAGACGAAGAAUGUCUUUUAUGUAUGAAGAGUGCAAAACACGAUCUGAAUGUAUAUCUAAUGAUGAUCAAGUCCAAAGCGAAAAUGAUGUCAGCCUCAGUAGUAAAGUGAGUUUCAGUCUUCAUAAACUCUUAUUCUUUUUUGUAACCACUGUUUGAAGCACGGAAAUUCGCAUUAACUUCAGAAUGUACGUGAAUAAUAUUUACGGUAAUAGGUGUUAAGAUCUAUCUGUUCAGAAUGUCUGGAUCCCGCUAAAUUUGAAGUACUAGACGGGCGUAUAUUUAGUGUAGGAUAUGUGAACUGUCACAUCCACAUGUUUAUGAACACUUGUAGUCUCUAGACAGUGGGUCAUAUGAUGAGUAUUUUGGUUGAAUGUAGUUGGAAAAGUAACAUACCCACCAGAAGCAGCCUGACACUAAGGGCUAAUCUGAUUAUUUUGUUAGCGAUCUUCGAUUCAUUUCUAAUUUACAUGCAAGAAAACGCAGUCAUAUUAUAAACUGUAUGUUUAUGAAGUAACUUUUCUAAAAGAUUAUAAUUUAUUUUUUAAUCAGUAUAUAUAUGAGGUAACAUCCGAUUGUCAUAAUGGGUCUUGAUUUGGUUGAUAGGAAUCUAAGUUUUUUUCUGAGGUUGCUUUUGGUUUUUAAGAAUUCAGAAAAUCGUAAGUGCACAUCGAUGUUAACUUCGUACUCAUAUUUUCUUAUGACGUCAAUGUGAUGCAUAUACAUUUUCCAUUAUCCCGUGAAUAUAUCAUAUAACUAUGAAAUAUUUACAGAAUUUACUGGAUAAUCAUGAAUUAAUUCCCACCCAUAAUGUUAGUAAUGAGCAGAUAGCAAAUUAGCUGGAUAUAUGUUAAUGUUGGUAAAUCAUAACGAGGUUACAAACAAUCCCAUUCGUUUUGUGGCUACGCUUUCGAACUAGUUAUGUAUAAUCCUGCUCUUUUGUCUGUUUUUUUUGUCACGUAAAAUGUUGACUUCAUGUCAACACAAACGUUCAGUAUAGUCUUUACGAAAAUCGUAAUUUUAUUAACAUGUUUUUGAUUUAACAAGUUAUUACUGGUGUACUUUAGUUAAAGAAGUAGCUCAGGUUAGUCGUAUUCAUGGCUUUGUCCAGAUUCAAUACAUUAUUAACUACAAACUGUAGGACAAGUUGAAUGUCAUUUAACAAGAGUAUCUCAAUUGUUUUUCUUAUUAUACAGGUAAAACGCUCUGGUUGUGGACGUUAUCAACCUCGUUUUCGUCGUAAUGGACUUGAGCUUACUGCUGAAUGGAAAAAAGUAAACGAGGAAUCACAAGAACGGAAGAUUAAUUUGACUGCUGAACGCGUAUUAGAAGUUUUUAAGCGUAUGUCAGAUGAAGAUUGCUUAUCUCUCGGGUUUGAUCCACGUUAUGCACGACCUGAUUGGAUGAUUGCGACUGUUCUGCCAGUCCCUCCUCUGUGUGUCCGUCCUGCCGUUGUGAUGUAUGGAGCCACUCGUAAUCAAGACGAUUUAACACACAAGCUUGCUGAUAUUAUAAAGGCGAACAACCAGCUUCGUCGAGACGAACAAAAUGGUGCAGCAGCCCAUAUAAUUGCUGAAGACAUCAAAAUGCUACAGUUCCACGUCACAACCAUGGUUGAUAAUGAAGUUCCCGGGUUACCUAAGGCGAUUCAGAAGUCUGGACGCCCACUGAAGUCUAUCAAACAACGACUCAAAGGUAAAGCUGGUCGUAUUCGAGGUAAUCUUAUGGGAAAGCGUGUUGACUUCUCAGCUCGUACUGUUAUCACAGCCGACCCCAAUCUCAAUUUAGAUCAAGUGGGCGUCCCACGAACAAUAGCUCAAAAUCUAACUUAUCCUGAGGUAGUUACUCAAUUUAACAUAGAUCACUUGCAAAAGCUAGUACAGAAUGGAACCCUUUAUCCUGGUGCUAAGUUUAUAGUACGUGAGAAUGGAGAUCGUAUAGAUUUACGAUAUCAUCCUAAAGUUUCAGACCUAACACUUCAGGUUGGUUACAUUGUUGAGCGGCAUAUGUUAAAUGAUGACUUUGUGAUAUUCAAUCGUCAACCAACGCUUCAUAAAAUGUCUAUGAUGUGUCAUCGUGUUAAAGUCUUGCCUUGGUCUACGUUUCGUUUAAAUCUAUCUGUUACUUCACCUUAUAAUGCUGAUUUCGAUGGCGAUGAAAUGAACUUACAUCUCCCACAAUCUGUUGAAACGAAAGCGGAAAUAAGUCAGCUAGCCCGUGUUUCACGUUUAGUGAUCACACCACAAGCUAAUAAACCUGUUAUGGGUAUUGUCCAGGAUACGCUAACUGCAGUAAAUAAGAUGACGCAGCGUGAUGUCUUUUUAAAUCGGUCUGAAAUGAUGAACUUAUUAAUGUACUUACCAACUUGGAAUGGUCGUAUGCCUAAACCAGCAAUUUACAAACCUCAACGUCUAUGGACUGGAAAGCAGUUAUUUAGCCUUGUCAUACCUGGUCGAGUCAAUUGUAUUCGUACGCAUAGUACUCAUCCAGAAGAAGAAGAUAUUGGCCCUUAUAAAUGGAUAUCUCCUGGUGAUACUAAAGUUAUUGUUGAUGACGGAGAUUUAAUCUCAGGUAUUUUAUGCAAAAAAACACUAGGUUCUGGUGCAGGCUCUUUAAUUCAUAUCGUUGCAUUGGAGCAUCAUCAUGAUCAAGUUAACAUGUUUUUCAAUAACAUCCAAACAGUGGUUAACAAUUGGCUUCUUAUAGAAGGACAUACAAUUGGUAUUGCUGAUACAUUAUAUGACCAGGCAACUCGUCGGCAAAUUAGUGGUACAAUUACCAAAGCAAAAGACGCUGUAUUCGAAAUUAUUGAUCAGGCUCAUAAUUACGACUUACAGCCAACACCAGGCAAUACACUUCGACAAACUUUCGAAAACAGCGUUAAUAAGAUUCUUAAUGACGCUCGUGAUAAAACUGGUAGCUGUGCUCAGCGCUCUCUAUCUAAGUACAACAAUUUCAAUAUUAUGGUGGUCGCUGGUUCCAAAGGUUCUCGUAUUAAUAUUUCUCAAGUCAUCGCUUGUGUGGGUCAACAAAACGUUGAAGGUAAAAGAAUUCCCUUCGGUUUUCGUCAUCGUACGCUACCACAUUUUAUCCAAGAUGAUUAUGGUCCUGAGUCUCGUGGCUUCGUUGAAAACUCCUACCUUGCUGGUUUAACACCCACUGAAUUUUUUUUUCACGCUAUGGGUGGUCGAGAAGGCUUGAUAGACACUGCAGUCAAAACUGCCGAAACUGGAUACAUUCAACGUCGUCUAAUUAAAGCUAUGGAAUCAGUUAUGAUCAAAUACGAUGGGACUGUUAGAAAUCAAAUCAACCAGUUAAUUCAACUUAGAUAUGGUGAAGAUGGGCUGGAUGCAACCCAUGUGGAGUUUCAGCGCCUUCCAACAUUCAAACCGUCUAAUGCUGUUUUUGAACACGGUUUUCGGUUCGACAUUGGCAACGAAAGAGUUCUGAGACGAUGUAUGCCCGAGGAUGUUGUCCGCAGUUUGGCUACAGAUUCACAAACACAAUCGGAACUAGAGUCAGAAUGGCUGCAGUUGUGUUCUGAUAGAGAAAUACUUCGUUCUGUCAUCAAAAAAACGGAUGACUCCGUUGUUUUACCGUGUAACAUUAAUAGACUAGUGAUGAAUGCUCAAAAAAUUUUCGAAAUAGAUCCGCUUUCAAAAACAAAUAUCCAUCCCAGACAAGUUGUUGAAAUGGUUCGAGAGACUUGUAAGCGUCUGAUAGUUGUACCAGGUGAUGAUCGACUGAGCAAAGAAGCCAACGCAAACGCUACACUCCUGUUAAGCUCACUGAUUAGAGCAUCGCUAUGCGCCAAAAAAGUAAUCAUUGACUACCGCCUUAGUUACGAGGCUUUAGAUUGGGUGUUAGGUGAAGUUCGUGCCCGUUUUCAACAAGCCCAUAUUCACCCAGGUGAAAUGGUUGGAGCACUAGCAGCUCAAUCUCUCGGAGAACCAGCUACGCAAAUGACUUUAAAUACCUUCCACUACGCUGGUGUGUCUGCUAAAAAUGUCACUCUUGGUGUUCCUCGUUUGAAAGAAAUAAUAAACGUAAGCAAACGUCCGAAAACUCCAUCUAUGACUAUCUUCUUGACUGGUCAAGCUGCUAGAGAUGCAGAACGAACAAAAGAUGUUGUUGCACGACUAGAGCAUACUACUUUACGUAAACUGGUCAACAGCACUUACAUAUAUUAUGACCCAGAUCCCCAAAAUACCGUCGUUGAAGAAGAUAGAGAAUGGGUAUCCACAUAUUACGAGUUACCAGAUUUUGAUGUUAGCGCAAUUAGCUCUUGGAUGCUUCGCAUUGAGUUCACUAGAAAAGGUAUGACUGGUAAAAAAUUAUCAAUGGAACAAAUCGCAGAUAAGAUAACACGAGCUUUCGGUAAUGAUCUUAUAUGUCACAUACCAGAUGAUAAUUUAAAGCUGGUCAUGAGAAUUCGUAUUAUGAAUAGUGACUUGGAAAAAGAUUUUAAGGAUGCUGAUACCACCUCUGAUAAAAUGGAAGAUGAUACAUUUCUUCGUUUUAUUGAGGCAAAUUUAUUAACUGAUAUUACUCUCCAGGGAAUACCUCAGAUCACAAAAGUGUACAUGCAUCUACCUAAAACGCAAGAUAAAAAGCGUGUGGUUAUCAAAGAUGAUGGAAGCUUUGAUACGGUUGCAGAGUGGAUGUUAGAAACUGACGGCACUUGUCUGAUGAGAGUUCUUGCUGAACGAGAUGUAGAUCCGGUACGCACAGUCAGCAAUGAUAUUGUAGAAAUUUUUGAAGCUCUUGGAAUUGAAGCUGUGCGUAAAGCAAUAGAAUGUGAGAUGCAUCAUGUCAUUUCUUUUGAUGGCUCGUAUGUCAAUUAUCGUCAUCUGGCGUUAUUGUGUGAUAUUAUGACUGUCAAAGGACAUCUCAUGGCUAUUACUCGGCAUGGUCUUAACCGUUUGGAUACGGGAGCUCUGGCUCGUUGUAGUUUUGAAGAAACAGUUGACAUACUUAUGGAAGCUGCUAUCCAUUCUGAGUGUGAUCCAAUGGCUGGUGUCUCAGAAACUAUUAUGCUCGGUCAACUGGCUAGAAUUGGGACAGGUUGUUUUGAUUUGCUUUUGGAUUCAGCCAAGUGUCAGGAAGCGCAACCUAUACCACUCGGUGGUGUCUUGGGAAUGGGUUUAUUCAAUGCACCAGGUUUCGAGGGUCUUGCUGCACUUGCUUCACCUGGAUUGGGCUUGACUAUGAAUGCAGAUGGAAUACCUGUACUUGGGGAUAGUGGUUAUCAUACACCAUGGGAUAACGCCCACUCACCUGUUGGUUCUGUGGAUUCUCCAAGUUACCGUGGAGGCCUUGGCGGCGCUACAGCUCCACAUAAUGCUAUGUUCUCCCCGGCUAUGCGCUACGAUUCUUCUUUAUCUCCUGGUCGAAGUCCUCAGUUAGACAGUCCUCGUACUCCGGAAGCAUUUUCACCAGCUGCAUAUGUUGGCUUCAGUAGUCCUAUGUCUUUUAUGGGUACUCCACAAACGGAAUUGGGUUCACCUGGCUCUAGUCCUGGACAUUCUGGGAGCCUCAGUAGUGGUUCUUUUGGGUAUGGAGGUCCUGGAAGUCUUCGUGCCGAUAUAUUUUCACCCAUACAUAAACCAUCCUACGCUGGCACAGGCAGCAGUUCAAGUUUCAGUGCUAGUGGGGAUAGCAACUCACCAACGUUCUCAUUACAACAAUCCUAUGAACCUAUGUCUGUCGGAUACACUCAACGUUCUCCACACCAUCCCAGUUUUUCAGGAUAUGGAAUGAUAUCUAGUGGGUCUCUUGGUCCGUCCAGCGAUUCACCCGAUAGCAUAAAUUAUUCUUAUAGCCCGAACAGUCCAAUGCCUACAGGUGGGGGUAGUUCAAUGAGUCGAGAUUUCAGCGGUUGGGGCGUUUUGCCUGGCUCAGAAACUCCUGGAGUCUCUCCAAGUUCACCUUCACCCGGUAUGAGCGCAAGCAGUUUAAGUGGUAGCAGACCAUCUUUUUAUCCAAAUAGUCAACCUGCUUCACCACUAUCAUUUAAUGCUUCUCCUUCUGCCCCUCGUUACAGUCCUCCGACGUUAGCUGGAAGUUCCUCAGUGGAAAGUUAUUCUCCACAGAUGACUACCCCCAGUUCUCCGGGUGGUGCUCCAAGUGGAACUUUGGGAGGACCAAGUAAUUCUCCACUUUCUUAUCCAACUACUCCAAACUAUCCUAUGUCUCAUGGUUUAAGUACUGGAACUGGCCUGGGAUCUUCAAGUCUUCUGGGCUAUUCAGGUACUGGUUUCUCUGGAUCCACCCUUGGCACCUCAGCAUAUAGCCCAUCAACUUUCCAUACUCCUUCAUCACACUACUUUAUGACCACUCCUCGACCAGGUUCACCAUCUCCCAGUCCACGAGAGUAUUAUCCAACUCCUGAUACACGGCGAUAAUAAACUAUAGUCCAGUGAAUCAGAGUUCUAAAUAAUUUCUAAGAUAACUGUACAUAAAUAUGUUUUAAAUAUGAAAUCAUCUGAGGUGAUUCAAAAUUAACAUUUUUUUAUCGUUUUUUCUAAGUUCCUACUUUAAAAGUUGUAUCAUUGUCAUACUUUAAUAACAUUAAAUUUCAGCGAAAUC